Fusarium verticillioides 7600 is the source of this 1243-nucleotide messenger RNA. RefSeq lists its product as hypothetical. The record is from RefSeq and is a predicted model, not a curated record. Lineage: Eukaryota; Fungi; Ascomycota; Sordariomycetes; Hypocreales; Nectriaceae. Gene Ontology annotation, molecular function: protein-N-terminal-alanine acetyltransferase activity; protein N-terminal-serine acetyltransferase activity. The coding region runs from base 90 to 800 and encodes 236 amino acids. The transcript is spliced from 2 exons.
CGGAUCCGAGCCCCGAGCUUCUACUAUUAAGCUCAAGACUUUCAAACUCUCGAAAACGAUUCCAAGUCCUAUGCUCGACGUCUACAAUCAUGCCUGAACAACCAAUUGGUCCAAUCACCCCCUCGGGCACCGCAUCCGCACCCUCUCGUGGGUCCCUUGACGGACGCUACACUUCUCUUAUCCCAUUGGAACCUUCUCACGCCGAUCCAAGCUAUAAGCACCUUGGCGGCGAGGAAAAUGGCCAUCUUUGGACAUAUAUGUUUGGAGGACCAUACGUUACCCAGCAACAAUGGAGAGAAGCGGUUGAAGGAUUCAGCAAGUCUGAGGAUCCAUUGUUCUAUACUGUUCUCUCUGGGCCACGCUUUGACCCCAAGUCUGAACCUGUUGGACAAAUGUCUUAUCUCAACAUUGUUCCCAGUCAUAGAAGGAUUGAAAUUGGGAGCAUCAUCUUUGGGUCUCAGCUGAAACAGACACGUGCUGCCACUGAAGCCUUUUAUCUAAUUAUCAAGCACGCUUUUGAGGAUCUUGGUUAUCUUAGAGUCGAGUGGAAAGCCAACCAUCUCAACAAACCUAGCCUCGCAGCUGCUGAGCGAUUAGGUUUUGUUUUUGAGGGUGUCUUCAGAAAGCAUAUGAUUCUCAAAGGAAGGCGUCGAGACACAGCUUGGCUGAGCAUUACUGACGAGGAGUGGCCUCUUGUUAAGAAAGCGUUUGAGGCUUGGCUCAGCGAAGAUAACUUUGAUACAAACGGAAAGCAGAUCAAGUCUUUGAAAGAUAUCAGACAAGGCUUAGUAAAGGACUAAAGUAUGCCGGCACUUGCUUGACCAAUGAAGCCGUGCUGAAAUUACAGAGGAGGAAGAAUGCGGAAUAUAAUGACGACAUAACUAUAAAUCUGAUCUAGUUAUUGCCUUUUGCCGGACUCAAGAUUUUGUGUCCUUAAGGCUGAUUUACAUUAUAGAGCUCACACGUGGAUUUAGGGCCGAGGUAUCAUCUAAGAGAUUGAGAUCAUUGCAAUGUGCUCUUCCCUGUCCACAAAUUCUUGUAUAUUUCACUCACCAUUUAUUGUUCGUCGUUGAAGCCGAUCAAACUUGGCCAUGUUCUCAUUGCUCUCACAACCCUGCAUACGUAUGAUUCUCGGCACGUCGAUACUGAUGUACGAAGAUCAUCUUGAAGGUUGGCAGAAAGACGGUGGAAAAGUGGUGGAAGCAUCUACGUUAAUCUAGCGCCUAUACCUAGUCGAGCUUGC